Molecule: messenger RNA, 2903 nt
Organism: Seminavis robusta
Lineage: Eukaryota; Bacillariophyta; Bacillariophyceae; Naviculales; Naviculaceae
Source: the annotation of a GenBank genome assembly
UGAAAAGUUAGGAUUGUCGUCAACCGUUUGAGCGCACCGCGAAAGAUCAAACCAAGAGGGAAUCAAGAACAAACUUUGAAAAAGAGCCCUCGUUCUGUCCUCACAAACAACGCAUCCGCUGAUAUGGCAGACAAAACUCUUUCGACGUCUGCUUAUCCGACAGAAGAAGCACUGGUAACCCCUGGCAAUGAAGUUGAUGUGGACGAUUUCGAUACCAACGGCCAGUUUUUGAUUGCCGAGGACGUGCCGACUUCGCCGGUCCGAGAUCCCCCAUCCUCUGAAUCCAACAAGGAUUAUUCGGUAGACUCGUCACCUUUGCCUUCCCUCGUGCGAAGAACCAGAGAUGUUACUAUCGACUUGGAUGACUUUGAUUGGGCGGAAACGCAAAAUGAGAAGAAGGGAUUGCCCCGCCCUUCUCAUGAGGAACCAACCGUCAAGCUCCAUAACAGUUCAGGCAGAAGCGUAGGCAGCAACAGCGUAAGCAGCCGCCAAUGCGAUUUGGAUUCCAAACAGAAGAGGGGGUUGUCCCGGCAUCGUGGCGGUGUGGAUCCAGCGAGGUCAAGUUCCACUGUAGCAUCCACUGCUUGCAUGAGCGUAAGUAGCAACAGCAGUAGCAGCCGCCUAUCGUUUUUUGAUGCCAACCUGAAGAGGGGAUUGUCACGGGGUCGUAGUGGUGCUGAAAUGAAUAAGCGUCGAGAGGAUCUAUCCCUGGAGCAAUCUAACAGCAACGAGACGACCGAACCUUCUACCAGCUGGAGUCCUCAUAGUCCAAAGAGACCGGAUCUUGGAAUUAUGUCAUUGCCACCACUGCAACGAAGUCUUGCUAAUAGAAGGCCCCAAGCUGAACCGGGGGCCUAUCCAGUGGGAUCGUCAAGACCUCUCGGCCCAGAUGAAGAUUCCAGCCAUCGGGCAGCCACAGAAGCAAAUGACAUCGAUCCGCAUGCCGUUGACAAUGAUUUGGAGGACAACCGGAACCAAGCGCACGGUGCUCCUUGGGAUACUGCCGGAGGGUCCUUAUUAGAUCCACAGAAUGCCGGAUUAUCAGUCGCCCGCCCGGUGGACGAGACUCCAGUUGGAGACCUGCAGCAAGCUGAAGAACUAGGAGACAUCAGUGAGCAGGAAGGUGGUCGUUUAGGAAGCAGACGUAGACAACGCAAGGAAGCCCUUCGAGCCACACUUCGAUUGGCAUUGCCAUGGUCCAUUAUCAUUCUUUUGGUUGUGCUUUUGAUUGUAUUCCUUGUCCCGGACACAGACCAAGCAGCAGAUCCGGAUCUAUUGGCAGCAUCUGAGCCAACUGAAGCUCCAUCAAUGGCACCGUCCUCGCAGGAAUCAAUCCUUUUCUCCGCACUGCCAGGAUACACUAUCAAGGCGAUGGAAGAAGAAGAUUCACCACAGUACCAGGCAUUCAGAUGGCUUCUUGAAGACCCCUAUGUCUAUGGAUAUCCAGAGGAGCGAAUUCGGCAGAGGCAUGCACUGAUGACCGUGUUUUAUGCUACUGCUGGUCCGACCAAAUGGUUCAACAAGACAGGGUGGGGAAGCUACAGCGUGCACGAAUGUGAAUGGUAUCAAAAUCAAGAGUUUGGUGCAAAGACAAUGAUUGGAAUGUUGUACUAUGGUUUCCUUUCAGGCUUUCUGGAGCCACUACCUGACGGCCACUGCAACAACAAGGGUAUCUAUCACCAUUUGUGGUUGGAUCAAAACAAUCUUGAGGGUACGCUGGUUGAUGAACUUUUCAGCUUGACCUCCCUUAAGACACUAUCCCUUGGCCUCAAUAGUCUAUAUGGUACAAUCCCCAGCCGCAUUGGGCAGCUAAGAGACUUGCUGGGGCUUGCCAUGUUCUACACUGGACUGUCAGGAUCUGUUCCAAAGGAAAUAGGAGAGUUGUCAUCUUUGGAAAUCAUUUUCUUAUAUGACAAUGACUUGGAAGGAUCCAUCCCAGAUGAAAUCUGGCAACUGAGCAAUCUUGACACGCUUGGGAUGGGUCUCAAUGAGAAGCUACAAGGUACAAUCCCCUCCGUAGUGGGGACUUUGCACAAGUUAAGGUGGCUGGUGUUUGAUGAUUGUGAUCUCUCUGGGUCCCUUCCCACAGAGCUGGGGCAAGCCACAUCCUUGGAAUGGCUGGUCUUGGUGGCAAAUAACCUUUCUGGUACAGUCCCGGCAGAGCUUGGAUCCCUCUCAAAUCUUUGGAUCCUUUCCUUGUACGGCAAUCAGCUUGUGGGGACUCUUCCUACAGAGCUGAGCCUGCUUCCUUCACUUUCCAUCAUGGAUCUGAGGUGGAAUGCACUUUCAGGAAGUGUUCCAUCCGAGCUGGGUUUGCUGCCAAGCCUGAAUAUUCUCUCCUUGAAUGCAGCCCAGCUUUCUGGCAAAAUUCCCACUGAACUUGCCAACAUUUCCAGCUUGGUAAUGGUUGGCCUGGGAGAGAACCACUUCACUGGUGGAAUCCCUUCCGAGCUUGGGAUGAUGGCAAUGCCAGGGAUGAUUUCCCUGGAAAACAAUUCUCUUACUGGGACCGUACCAUCGGACCUGACUCCCCUGCAGUCCAAGCUGUACACUCUCCGAAUUGAGGGGAACCCAUUGCUUUCUGGAUCUAUUCCAGACCCUCUUUGCACUCUCAAUGGCACAUGCAUCCCGAACAGCUUUGAAUCCUGCUUUGUUUCUGGACUACUCUUUGACUGCACAGAGCAGUUGUGUGGAUGUGACUGUGCUUGUUGAGCAUGGUCGUUACCGGUACGAUGCUUGUGUCAAGCGUGCCGUUGGCUCUUCCGUGGCGCGUGGGUGGCUACCGUACGGAAUGGCAGGUCUAUUUGGUCUCAAUACAUGUAUGUAGCUGAGGAAUAAGGCACUUUACUAUAUUAUUAAUGAAAUAACGUUGCACGAAAACCAAAGAUAAACGGUACAAACAU